Messenger RNA from Gopherus evgoodei (Goodes thornscrub tortoise), 1175 nucleotides. RefSeq names its product fibrinogen-like protein 1-like protein. The coding region runs from base 164 to 1003 and encodes 279 amino acids. Lineage: Eukaryota; Metazoa; Chordata; Testudines; Testudinidae. The transcript has 4 exons. The record is from RefSeq and is a predicted model, not a curated record.
CCAGAGCGCAGCAGGGCGGGGGUUAGGGGGAGCAGUCGGUAGCAGCACCUGCCCCUCAUACGGCAGGAGCUAUAAGUGCCAGCCACGUGCUGCCUCCACCUGGACGGCCUCUCUGCACAGAGCAGCAGCAUUCAGCCUGGGACGGACGUGCUGCGGGGAGGUGAUGGCUGCCCGGUGCCCUCGUCUUCUGUUCCUCACCAGCCUGCUGGCCCUGUCAGCCCCAGUUCUCACCCUGGAAAUACACAACCUGAACAUCUUACAGGGACCCACCCAUGCAAUCAGGAACAUCCACCUGAAGGACCUGAAGGCAGAUCAGGGGAAAGCGAGCCUGCGGCACAGCCGAGCCAGUGACCCGGAGUUACCAGAGGCCCACGUCUGGCCCAAGGACUGCAGUGAGAUAACCUGGAACAGGAUCAGCGGUGUCUUUGUGAUCCAGCCCACAGGACUCCACCAGAUUGUCGUUUACUGUGACUUGAACAGCACCAGCGAGGGCUGGACGGUCCUCCAGCGGAACCGGCGUGACACGCAGAUCACCUGGGCCGAGUCCUGGAGCACCUACAAGUACGGCUUUGGCAAUGUGCAGGAUGACUACUGGCUGGGGACGGAGUACAUCUAUUGGAUCGCCAAGCAGAAGGUCUACCAGGUCAGGUUUGUCAUCCAUGAUUCAUCUGGCACCAUGAAAUACGCAGACUACAACCUCUUCGGUAUGGAAGAUGAGUCCAAUGGCUACAGGCUGAGGCUGGGCUCUUACACGGGGACUGCAGGGGAUGCCAUGACUUCAAACAAUCCAACCUCUGUUCAUGACAACAUGAAGUUCUCCACUAAAGACAUGGAUCAGGACAUUUACAGCGGGAACUGUGCGUCUAGCUAUGAUGGGGGCUGGUGGUACUCGGCUUGUUAUUCUGUUCGACUGAACGUCAAAGGGAGCAUCACUUGGGGUAGUUUCUGUAGUGGGAACUGCCAAGCCUCUGCCAUCCUCAUCAAACCAGCGUCUUACUGUUAGUUACCCCUUCCCCACCCUCCCAUCUGCAGGGGAGGCCAACCCCUGCUCCACGAAGGGAGGGAAAAGGGUUUGGAUGUGUCAUGGGCAAACCUCACACCCAAAUCGGAGUGGAAAGUAACAUGUUUAUCCAAAAUGGGGCAACUUUCUCUUUUCUUUUCUUUUCUUUUCUUUC